Messenger RNA from Paecilomyces variotii, 1623 nucleotides. RefSeq lists its product as hypothetical. Bases 1 to 1623 code for a protein of 540 amino acids. The transcript is spliced from 3 exons. Lineage: Eukaryota; Fungi; Ascomycota; Eurotiomycetes; Eurotiales; Thermoascaceae. The record is from RefSeq and is a predicted model, not a curated record.
AUGAGUAUCAAUCAACACAACUCGAGCCGUGCUCGGGGCUCCGAUUACGGUCUUCAGAAAACCCGGGAGACUGCUGAGCACCUGGCUUCCCUAUACGAAUACAUUCACCGCGUGGCCAGUGUUGCAAACCUCUUUCGUGAGAACCGUGACUGGAUCGAUGUGAUUGAGAGCAAUGAGAGCAUAAAAAAGGGGUUGAGCCGAGAGAGAUAUAUUCAGUCACUGAAAGACGAUCUCAGCGGAAUGGAGCGUCUCAAGAACAUGGAGCUCGAUAAGAAAGACCAUGAAAUCAAAGAACUACAGAACAAAAUAAAACUCCUCAAUUCCGACAAAGCUUCCCUCGAAGAGACGAAGAAGAGAAUGGAAGAGGACAAGAUCAAGGCCGAUAGGAAAAGGAUGGAAGACCGGCUUACCUGGUUCGCUGACAGGAAAAAAGAGAGGGACCAGCACGAGAAGGAAUUGAAGGAGCAGAAAGCGAAACUAGAAGAAAAGGCUAGAAAAGAACUGGCCGCUAAGGAAGAGGAGUUCCAAAAGAAAGAGACCCAGCUACAGGAAGAAAAGGCGGCCGUUGUCGCUGAGAAUGAACAGGUCAAAGCAGAACUCGCCGAUGCCAGAGAUCAAAUCACGAAAGGAACGAAAUUCCACGAGCUGCUACUCAAGGACAACCGGAGACUUGAUGCUGAGCUGGAAGUGGCACACUCAAAGUGUCCUAUCCAACGCGAGGAUCCCGGAGUAUUCAAAGAAGAACUAGACAGACUCUCCCAGAAGAUCAAAAUGGUGACGACAGACUACUUUACACAUUUACCUGCUGGAGACUUGGCACAAUACUACAAGAUCUUAAAGAACCUUUCCCGGCUCCACCACAUAUUCGACCUAGAAAUGGUUCCAAACCUGCCUACGCCCGCCUCGACUUUCCUCCGCAUACGCAUCGCUCGGUUCUUCAUCAUAGAAUGUCUCGAGCGAGAAGUCUGGCGACCCUUCCGCUCCAGCGUUCUCGAGAAACAAAACGCAGAUCCAUCACCUGUCCUCCAAGCACUCUCUAAAAGAUACCGCGAUUUGAACCAAGAAGAGGAGAUCACCUGGCGCGUCUGGACCUAUAAAGGCCUGGACGCCGUUGCAGCCGCCGCAUCGCCCGAGGCAGGUGACACCUGCAUCAAAACCUCCGUCAACUCCAUCGCCGCCAUUCUAUCGCCUCUCGUACGGGAAAAUAUCAAAGGGAAAUUCAAAGAAGACCUCACCGACAUUCUCGAGAGUGCCGCAUCUCUCUGGGCCCGUAUCCGCGCAGACAACAGCCACAUCUCAAUCGACUUCUCCCCUCCAUCUUCACUGAAAGCAACAGAGAGCUCCGAUGGCUGGGAAGCGGAAGCUUACGAUAGCAUAGAUAUGCACGGAGAUGCCAUCGCUUCUUCCUCGAAGGACGUCAUCACCACCGAGACAUGGGAACCAUGGUGUCUCUUCCCCCGCGUCGUAUCGAGAUCUAUUAAUGAUGAAUUCCACAUCUUGCAUCGUGGUUGUGCGCUUUUUCCUGACUCUCCCGCGUUCGCGAAGGGCAGGUUAGAACAGGAUGAAAUGCUUCGGAAUGUUUCCGCCGUGCCGUUAUCGCCUAUCAGUAUGGCUUCUGCGUAG